This is a messenger RNA of Arachis duranensis, 552 nucleotides long. RefSeq lists its product as uncharacterized. Lineage: Eukaryota; Viridiplantae; Streptophyta; Magnoliopsida; Fabales; Fabaceae. The record is from RefSeq and is a predicted model, not a curated record. Bases 1 to 552 code for a protein of 183 amino acids. The transcript is spliced from 2 exons.
AUGGGAACCGUGGGGGACAAGGCCUGGACCACAAUUCGGAGUGCUUUUGCCCUUGCGACUCCGAGGCCCAACGCCUCCUUUCACCACUCACUUAACAGUGCUCUUCAUUGGCUCGCUCAACCCACCACCACCCACCUUUGUCAGUUGAUAUGCUCCUUUGACCUCCACAUCAAUGAGUUCAAAUGGGUGCCACCCCCCUCCUACUUCGACGCCCACUAUAUUCACAGCCUCUCUGGCAUCACUCUCGGGGUUCUCAAAGGUUGCCUCUGCCUCUGCUUUGUUGCCCCUGCAGCCGCCAUAUUGAAGACGUGGUUCAUGCGAGACUACGACGUGCAGCACUCUUGGAGCCUUUCAUUCUACAUUGAUAUCAACUCUUAUUUUGGCUUGAGGAUCCCGGACCGCCUCCGACCUAUUGCCUUCGCUAAUAAUGGUGAUAUGUGGCUCAAGGAUGACUAUCCUUUUGAUUCAUACUCUCUUGUUUCAUAUUCUUCACAGACUGGUUCCUUCAAGGAUGACUGGAGAUGCUUACGCGUGACCCACACGUACGCCUAA